AUGGGCACAGAAAAGAGGUCGGAACGACCGAUCGUUGCUCCAGCCGACUCCGCGGCAAGCUCGCCGGGACCAGCUCGGAGCCCAGCGGCUGCACCUGCCAAAUUGACGGUUCCCGUUGACCUUCCGACGCAGCCGGUGAAAAUAGUUCUUGACCUGGAUGCGACAGUGGCGAAUAUGAUGGACAAAUUGCUGGCCCAGCAUCGCCACGAGAUGGGAGGGUCCAACGACGUGAUUAUUUGGGAAGUAGCAAACCAAGUGCGGCGCCCGGUUAGACUGAUUGAGAAAGUCAAGGCUGUUAUGGACACCUGGAGGCUGGACUCUGGCUCCAGGUACUGCUUUGAGACGUCGCUGGGUGACGUGCGGUACGAUGUACACUCGCUUGCAUCGCUGAUUCCUAGACGGGAUAUGCUCAAAAGCCCUCCCGAGCUUAGGAACCUGAUUGUUCAUUUCUCUGUACCGCGAUCGCGCUCGAUGUCGCCCAGCGAGUGGUCGUUGUGUCUACUGAAUCUCCGUAACGGCACAGUGUCCAUCACGCAGAGAUCGCACACAAACUCGCAGCUCAAGUACUCGAGAACGCUACAGAUCUCUACGAUUGACAUCUACGAGCUCACAAAGAACGUUGGGCCGGCAAAGCACACAUUCGCCUUGCGGUCCUGUCUCCCCCGCAGUUACUUUAUCGACUCAAGUGACAGCAUUGUAUUUAUUAGCCUCGACUCGGACCCAGACUACUCGGUGCUCCGAAACGUUGUUUACACACUGAGGUCAACAGCCAUUGAACAUCCACAUGGGUUAAUCAUGUCCUCCAAUUCAGUGAACCUUGUGUCGGGUCCUCCGUCAGGCAGCACCAGCCGAGAAUCGACUCCAGCGGUUCUAUCGCGGGCAAGUUCUCUGCGCAAACCAUUAAUGAUGGCACUAGACUUUGAUCAUGAUGCACGUAUAGCACCCACUGGAAUGCUAGGUCAGAGGUACGACGCGCGAGCCUACCAGAUGCGUGCUCAAAGUAAUUCACCAGACCUGGCGCUUGCGCGUCCCGGAAUCGAUCCCAAGUCUUUGGUCGGGCAGCUGAAGAGCACGUCAAUGGAGGAUCUACCUCAACGAGGAUUAAUACAAAGAGUUAAGUCUACGACGAGAAGAUAG
Wickerhamiella sorbophila is the source of this 1137-nucleotide messenger RNA. RefSeq lists its product as hypothetical. The record is from RefSeq and is a predicted model, not a curated record. Lineage: Eukaryota; Fungi; Ascomycota; Dipodascomycetes; Dipodascales; Trichomonascaceae. Bases 1 to 1137 code for a protein of 378 amino acids. The transcript has a single exon.